This is a messenger RNA of Electrophorus electricus (electric eel), 7379 nucleotides long. RefSeq names its product adenylate cyclase 9b (gene adcy9b). Lineage: Eukaryota; Metazoa; Chordata; Actinopteri; Gymnotiformes; Gymnotidae. Gene Ontology annotation, cellular component: plasma membrane. The record is from RefSeq and is a predicted model, not a curated record. Gene Ontology annotation, biological process: intracellular signal transduction; cyclic nucleotide biosynthetic process; adenylate cyclase-activating G protein-coupled receptor signaling pathway. Gene Ontology annotation, molecular function: adenylate cyclase activity.
UGGAAAGAACCAGCUGCCUUAUGAAUGCGUGCUCGUAACCUUUCCGUUUUUCUGUCAGGAACGUGCACGCACAACCGUACCCCACCUCUACUUUAUAAUAUCGUCGUUGCUUGCUUGGGUUCUCGACAUAUACACAGGCAGCUCGUCGAAUGUCUGGAACCCCGCGUCGGGAAGGACGUCUGCAGUAGCAACGUUAUUAAAUGUUCCUGGGGAUAUCGCUCUGUGACUGCUUGCAGGAUUUGUUCGCCAUGCUAUAAAGAAUGUUAUCUCAUAUGACAAGAUAAAUACGUUUAUCAGGAUCCAGGAGUCCACAGCCGUGAUCCAGUGUGAAAAUCCGUGGACUUGGACAACAAUUAGUAACAGACGAAAAAACGCACCGCAACCCACUGCAAAUGAAUCUACUGACCAAGGAGGAGCAACACCAAGGAGACACUUUUUUUAGUGGAGCUCGCAGAGGAGAGGAACACCUUUCAUUAAGUAUUUUUCUUUCCACACAUUUGCAAUCUGCUGUCUGCAGCCUAACGUGGAGAAGAGCGGCGUGGGAAAACUUAAGAAUGUAAAAAGUGUCCUGACCAACUUGGACUCGUAGCCUAUGUGAACGCCGCAGUAACUGAUAACCAGGUAAUAUAGUAACAGGUGCACAUUUCGGGAAAUCAGUAUAAAGGAAAAGACAGUACUGUCUGAAAAGUAAGAGUAUUCUGGGGAGUAGACUGCUUAGAACUUUGCCGUGGAAGUUUGUGCACCAAAGACGUUUGGCAUUUACGUCGUUACUUUCUUUCUGGAUCUGACAAUCUCACAAGAACGUCAGAUUAUUAAUAACAUUUUGUUGUUGUUGUUGUUGUUGUUGUUGUUGUUAUCGUUGUUUAAAUUAACGCGCAUAUUGCAAAUGUGGCUACUUAUACUGUGAUAUAAAUGAACUCAGGAAAGGACGGGGUUCUCUUCAAGGGAAAUAUUUUCCGAACAGGCCCUUUCAGUAUAUGACGGAUCAACAUAACGGGCUUCACAAAUACCGUGCUUACCUUCUCUCUCUUUCAUUAUCGCUGUAAUAGCGAGUCUAAACUACUACGGAAUCAAAAGCAUCCGUGCACCGAAAGCAACGCAUUCGUUUUCGUUGGAUAAUCUACGGGAAGCUUAUAGGAAACUCUGUUGUUUGACAAUGUGGAAGUUUCGAUGGAGUAUUAAUUUUCUAGGCUACUAGUUGCACAAUGAUUGCAAAGGUUUAUUUUCGACAUUUGGUGUAGGUUUGUUCUUUCAUUUGUUACUUUGUUGCUUUAUGCUGCCUAAAGGAUAGGGGAACUGUCCUAAACGUUUAAGUGAACGGAUACAGCCAAGUCUUAAAAUCUCCGAGCUUCAGAAACGAAAGAAAGGUUGUACUUUAAAACAUUUUUGUUCGUAUUUAGAAGAAAUGUUUUAUGAAUCGUUAAGACUAGGGCAGAGGAGAAAAUUAUUUUAGAUUUGUGACCGUCAUUAGGGAGUCAAAACAUGACUUUACGCCACAUUUAAGUUCAGAUUAUAAAAUGCUGAAUCUUAUAUGCAACGAAAUUUGUAUUCCAAAGAGAUUAAAAAAAAAUUAAGAUAACAAGAACUUGAGUUGGAUCUACUUCGCAUAACCCUCAUUGACCCGAGUGCGUCAAAACAGGGGGGGGGGGGGGGGAGUAGUGGUAUGCGUUUAUUGACGUCAUCAGGUGACAUCACGUACUUCUGAAAAUGCUGGGAAUGGCUACAUAAGUAAAUUAUCCACAAACAAAACGUCGGGAGUUUUGCCCUUAUUUGCUUUAAUACACAUUUUAAGUAACUUUUCAUCAUUUUAUUUGUCUGUUCAACUGGCUACUGAACUGGACUACUAGGUAAUACUAAAUAACUACAACCAUCACCAUGGCUUCUCCACAACACCAGCAGCUAUUACACAACAGUGAGGUGAGCUGCGACUCCAGUGGGGACGGUGCUGUGUCUGUGCGAAUCAGCAGCGUUAAACAGCUCAAACAGCAGCACAGCUCUGGUGGUCUGGGCUCUAGUGCCAUGUGCAGUCUCAUAGGAGGCUCCAAGCACUGCAAGUACAGCAUUUCCUCCAGCUGCAGUUCAGGGGAAUAUGGCAUCCGCAGGCCGGCUGUCAGAAGCUUGCGAACUCUGAGAAAGAUGCCCCAGCUGUUCGAGAGGUCAGCUGGGAAGUUCUGGAACCCCAAGUUUGACUCCAAUAUUCUGGAGGAGGCGUGUCGCGAGCGCUGCUUCCCCCAGACGCAGAGGCGCUUCCGCGGUGUGCUCCUCUACCUGGCUGUGUCAAGUCUCCUCUGGGGGGCAUACUUUAGUGCAAGCACUGAUCGAUGUGACACCCUCACCUUCCUGGUGCCCACCACUGGCUUCCUGCUCUUCUGUUUCCUGCUCUUCCUCUUCACUUUCACCCGACACUAUGCUCACUGCUAUGACCAGGCCUCCCUCCUGCUUAUCUUAAUAACUUUUACUCUUACACUGGCCCUCCAAAUCCAGAACUCAGGUUUCACAGACUCACAAGAACCACCUGCAUUAUGGGAUGGAGGAGAAGACAUGGGUGCCCUAGAGAGCAGGAACUUCAUUUUGGACUCUGUCAACCAUGUAGGCUCUCAGGCCACAUGCUUGUCUCCAGUGGGCACCUUCUCCCUUGGCAUGGAAGUGCUCAUGUUGCUCUAUAGUGUCCUUCAUGUUCGCCUCUAUGCCUCAGUGCUGCUGGGCUUACUGUACUCUGUGCUGUUUGAGGCACUUGGUUGGAUGCACUUAAUCCAGGCAGGUAAUUGGAGUCAUCCCCCUGAGCAGAAGGCAACAACUGCCUGGGAAAUCCUUCCUUGGCUGGCCCCCGCUAAAGCUUUGCUACACAUUUGUGCACAUGUCAUCGGCAUCCACCUCUUUGUCAUGUCUGAAGUGCGCUCACGCAGCACCUUCCUAAAGGUGGGCCAGGCCAUCAUGCAUGGAAAGGACCUGGAAGUGGAGAAGGCCCUCAAGGAGCGCAUGAUCCACUCUGUGAUGCCACGGAGGGUGGCGAACGAGCUCAUGAGGCAGGGUGACGAGGACAACGAGAACUCGGUGAAGCGCUACUCCACUGGCGCUGCCCUGAUCUCGGCAUCCAGCCCUAAGAAUACCAAGCGCAAAAAGACCUCCAUCCCCCGUGGCCAGAUCAUUUUCCGACCUUUCAACAUGAAACGCAUGGAGCCGGUCAGCAUCCUAUUUGCUGACAUAGUGGGCUUUACCAAGAUGAGCGCCAAUAAGUCCGCCCAUGCCCUGGUGGGCCUUCUGAAUGACCUGUUCGGCCGCUUUGACCGCCUUUGCGAGUUGACUUGCUGUGAGAAGAUAAGUACAUUGGGAGACUGUUACUACUGCGUGGCUGGUUGCCCCGAGCCACGACCUGACCAUGCCUACUGUUGUGUGGAGAUGGGCUUGGGCAUGAUUCAGGCCAUCGAGCAGUUCUGCCAGAACAAGAAUGAGAUGGUGAACAUGCGUGUUGGCAUCCACACGGGUACUGUGCUUUGCGGCAUCCUGGGAAUGAAGCGUUUCAAGUUUGACGUCUGGUCCAAUGAUGUUAACCUCGCCAAUCUCAUGGAACAGCUGGGGGUUGCUGGGAAGGUCCACCUGUCUGAAGCCACCGCAAACUUCCUGGAUGACCGUUAUGUACGGGAGGAUGGAAGAAUCACUGAGAGGAUUGGCCAGAGUGUAGUGGCAGAUCAGUUGAAAGGACUGAAGACCUAUUUGAUCUCUGGGAGGAAGGUGGAGUGCUCUUGCUGCAGUUGCUCACAGCCCGACUCGGGUGGAGGUGAGGCAGGCAGUGUGGCAGACAGCGCAGCAUACGCCCACGCUCCUGAUUCCUCGGCUGCAGCCUUGGCUCUACCAGCCGGCCCUGACUGCGCCAAGUCUCCUUGCCCUUCAUGCAGUGUUGUACUAAUGCCUACAGAAGAUCAGAACCUAGAGGAGAGAGCUGAUAAUAAUGCUAGCAGUGAUGAUCACACAACAAAUAAUGCAAAGGGGUCUCCAGGCAACAAUGCCAUGGCCAUGAACGGCCUCCUAAGCCCACACCAUGAGAGGUCACUGACCAACAGCCAGACCUCGCUGUGUGAGAUGCUGCAGCAGAAGGAGAAGAAGUGGGGAGGGGGCGGUAUAGGCACCAUGGACCACUCUGCUCUCAUUCCUCUGCGUUCCAAGAACUUUAGAGAGAGGAGCGAUGCACACUUUGUGGAUGUGAUAAAGGAAGACAGUCUGAUGAAGGAUUACUUCUCUAAGCCUCCCAUCACAAAGCUGAGUCACAACUUUCUAGAUAAAUCGCUGGAAUCAGCCUACAGAACCAGCUACCAGGAGGAGGUGGAGAUGCAGGCCCCUGUCCAGACCUUUGCCAGUCCCACAUUCAGCUCUUUUCUGGACAUGCUUAUGUGCUGCUUUGUCCUCCUGGCGCUCUCGCUGGCCUGCUUCCUUCAACCACUUGUUACCCAUCAGCCCUUACCAAUCCCUGCCCUCAUCAUGAUUGCGGUGACUGUGGUGGUGGAAUGUUUAGCACUUGUACUGGCUAUUCAGAGGGCCUUCUUCCUGGACAGGGUGUGGAGUUAUACCAGGACACUACUCUGGUUCAUUUCUGGCUGGGUCCCACGCCAUCUAAUUGGGGCAGUGCUAGUGUCUUUACCUGCCAUGUCAGUCUUUUCCCACAUCAACUGCGAUAUUCAACUCUCCACAGAAUUCACCAUGUUCCUCUGCUGUGCUGUCAUCAUCGCAAUCAUCCACUAUUGUAACUUCUGCCAGCUGAGUUUCUGGAUGCGCUCAUCCCUCGCCACCAUGGUGGGGCUGGCGCUUCUCGCACUGCUGUGGAGCCCCCCCUGCAGUUUAUGGGAAAGUUUAUUUCUCAGAUCCAGUGGCUCCACUAACAGCAGUGUCGAUGUGGUCCAGUUCUCUGAGGAGGCGGAGCCUCAUCUCCAGAGUGUUCUGGAAGCCAUGUUGAUCUUCUUCUUGCUGCUCCUCCUUGUCUGGUUUCUGAACCGUGAGUUUGAGGUAAGCUACCGGCUCCACUACCAUGGAAAUGUGGAAGCUGACCAGCAUCGCAUCAAGAUCCAGAACAUGCGGGACCAGGCAGACUGGCUCUUGCGCAACAUUAUCCCCAUCCACGUGGCGGAGCAGCUCAAGGUGACCCCGAGCUAUUCAAAGAACCAUGACAACGUGGGCGUGAUCUUCGGCAGCAUCGUCAACUUCAGCGAGUUCUACGAGGAGAGCUACGAAGGCGGCAAAGAGUGCUACCGUGUGCUCAACGAGCUGAUUGGCGACUUCGACGAGCUCUUGCGCAAGCCCGCCUUCUCCAACAUCGAGAAGAUCAAGACCAUCGGCGCCACCUACAUGGCAGCGUCAGGCCUCAGCACCCAGCACUGCACUGAGCAGGCCCAUCCUCAUGCCCACCUUCGUGCUCUGUUCGAAUUUGCCCUUGAAAUGAUGCGUGUUGUGGAUGACUUUAACAAAAACAUGCUGGGCUUUAAGUUCAAGCUGCGCAUCGGGUUCAACCAUGGUCCCCUCACUGCUGGGGUCAUCGGCACCACCAAGCUACUGUAUGACAUCUGGGGGGACACGGUGAACAUCGCGAGCCGCAUGGAUACCACCGGGGUGGAGUGUCGCGUUCAGGUUAGCGAGGAGAGCUACUGUGUGCUUAGUGGGAUGAACUAUGAGUUUGACUACCGUGGCACGGUCAACGUAAAGGGCAAAGGCCAAAUGAAAACCUUUCUGUAUCCAAAAAGUGGCGACAGCGGGCUGGUGCCCCAGUAUCAGCUUUUGGUGUCACCAGAGAUCCGAGCGCAGGUGGACGGUAGCAUUGGUCGCUCUCCCACUGAUGAGAUUGCCAACAUGGUGCCAACUGCUAGUGGUAGUUGUGUGGGCAUGCCCCUUUCUGUUAGCUCAGAGCUGAUGAGACAGGGAGGUGCUACCAAAGAGAUCACUGAAAAAACGGUCAACAAUGAGGCUUGCAUUGAGCCUAAAACCCAACCCAAACCAUUCACAACUACUGGGGGCCUCAGUUCCAGGCCAGAAGCUGGCCUGGGCUCAGGGCAGGCAGUACUUAUAGAACAGACAAAGCCUGUCUCAACUUCUCCUGCCCUGAGUCCCAUCCAGACUGCACACAGUGAAACGGAGAUUAUAGUGAAGGACAAAGAACAAAGGUCUGUUUCUGAACUGACCCAACUUUAACACUAAACAAGUCCAUAAUACUAUUAAUUUUGAUUCUAAACCUUUAAAUAUGGCCUUGCCUCCAUGCCAGGGCAGCUUGCAGAUUAGGUGUGCAUGGGAGUGUAUGUGCAUAGGUUCAUAAGGGCCUCACCAUUCCUCUGGCCAACAUUACCAUCAGUCUGAUAGAAUGGCAUGCACUAAUAAACCAAGGUCACAAGAAUAAGAACUCAGGCCCUCACCCCAGGAAGCCCACACCAUGCUAUAUGCCGCCACCCUGUUCUGAAAUACUACAGUUCAAUUUUAUCUCAUCAUUGUUUACCUUUGUCAUUUAUUAUGUCUUUCAAUUAAGUGCCUUUGCGAUAAGGACAAUUUGUGCAAGAGGCAACUUUGAAAGCAGUACAAAUUUUAAAGUAGAAAAGGAUUACUCUGUGAAAUCACUUUUAAAAACUUUUUUUUUUCUCUCAUUAUGCAUUAGUUGUAAAUAUUUUUGACAUUUCUUUUCUAUUUAUCUUUAUAUUCUUUGUGUUGCCACUAUUAUAAUGAUUGAUUCUCUUGAGGAAGCUGCCAUGGUAUUUUCAUCUUUAAACUGUAUAUUUUGGGGGGAAAUAUUAAAACACAGAGUUGAGAAGUGGUAUAGGGUCCAGUGAAAUUAGCAAAUCUCCAUUAUAUAACAUAAAUGCACAUUAGCUAAAGCAAAGGUUAUGCAGUACACAUACUGUUCAGCAUGUGAACUGCAACAGGAGGUAACCUGUUUAUAUUUUCAAAAAAAACUAUUUCCAAUCCAUAGGCAUGGUUUAGAGUGUGUAGUUUAUUAAAUUAAUGUGGCCUGCCACUGUUGGUAAUGUUGAACAGAAGAGAUAUCUUGAUACAAAAAACAAUAGGUUAUUCUAAAAAGAAUAGGCAUUUUGUAGAUGAGACUGUAAUGAUUUGCUGAGGUUGUGCUGAUAGUGUCACGUAGAGAGGGACUGUGUGAUCAUUUGGAGAACAUAAAUGUGGGUUAGUAUUGCUAUAGAGAACAUUAACAUAGAUUUGAUUUAGAUUAGUACAAAAGCUUGUGUUUAAGUGCACACUACUUUAAAAAAAGGUAAACUUGUGGGACACCACAAGUUAUUUAUAAGCAACAGACAUUAUUAUUUUUUGUUUCAUUUAGCAAUAUGGGUAGCUUCCUUUGCACUGAUAUGUUACUUUUGCCUGCAUCGUUAUAAUUAAACUUGCUGUUAACUUUU